This is a messenger RNA of Scutellospora calospora, 294 nucleotides long. NCBI's taxonomy places the organism in Eukaryota, Fungi, Glomeromycota, Glomeromycetes, Diversisporales, Gigasporaceae. The record is from the annotation of a GenBank genome assembly.
AUGACUAUAUCUUGGCAAGAUAAUCACAAAAAAUCUUUGGAAAAACUCAUUCAAUACAUUUAUUCUGAACUUUCAAAAAAUAUAUACAAUACUUCAUAUAUUAUUGAUCCUGUAGGAGAACGUUAUGACAAGAGAGUUUUUCUUCCCAGAAUUCCAAUGAUGACAUCCGAAAACCUUAAAAUGCCUUUUAUUCUAAAAAGAAAACAAUUUCCAGUUAGACUUGUGUUUGCGCUCACAAUAAAUAAAUCACAAGAACAGAUAAUACCACAUGUCAGUCUUUAUCUACUCGAACAU